Messenger RNA from Trichechus manatus latirostris (Florida manatee), 2120 nucleotides. RefSeq names its product phospholipid transfer protein (gene PLTP). The record is from RefSeq and is a predicted model, not a curated record. The transcript is spliced from 15 exons. Gene Ontology annotation, molecular function: diacylglycerol binding; ceramide transfer activity; phosphatidylglycerol binding. Gene Ontology annotation, biological process: high-density lipoprotein particle remodeling; ceramide transport; phospholipid transport. Bases 289 to 1863 code for a protein of 524 amino acids. Lineage: Eukaryota; Metazoa; Chordata; Mammalia; Sirenia; Trichechidae.
UCUCUCCAGCCCUGCUGGGGUACCACAUUUGUCUCGUUGGCGGCCGGGCUUAUCACGGGCCCACUCCGUGCAGCCCUCUCCACCUCCUGGCUGCCAGCGUCCCGCCCUGUCCCCUCCCAGCCCCAAGGGAGGAGGGGAGAAGAAGAGAGAGAAGGGGGGCCGGGGAGGUCCGGCUUUAUAAAGGCGCUAGAACCGCGCUGCCAGCCAGACCCUGCCGCCGGGAUCCCAGCGCUGCCCGUCGCGCACGUGACCGCGCCGCCCCCAGCUCCCCGGCUGCGCCUGCUCGCCAUGGCCCUUUUCGGGGCCUUCUUCCUAGCGCUGCUGGCAGGCGCUUAUGCGGAGCUCCCGGGCUGCAAAAUGCGCAUCACUUCCAAGGCGUUGGAGCUAGUGAAGCAGGAGGGGUUGCGCUUUCUGGAGCAAGAGCUGGAGACCAUCACCAUUCCGGACCUGCGGGGCAGCGAGGGCCAUUUCUAUUACAACAUCUCCGAGAUGAAGGUCACAGAGCUGCAGAUGACCUCCUCUGAGCUCAAUUUUCACCCGGAGCAGGAGCUGAUAUUACAAAUUACCAACGCCUCCUUGGGGAUGCGCUUCCGGAGACAGCUGCUCUACUGGUUCUUCUAUGAUGGGGGCUACAUCAAUGCCUCGGCAGAGGGCAUAUCCAUCCACACAGCUCUGCAGCUCUCCCGGGACCCCACUGGCCAGAUCAAGGUGUCCAACUUCUCCUGCCAGGCCUCUGUCUCCAGAAUGCACGUGAACUUCGGGGGAACCUUCAAGAAGGUGUAUGACUUCCUGUCCAUGUUCAUCACCUCAGGGAUGCGCUUCCUCCUCAACCAGCAGAUCUGCCCGGUGCUCCACCACGCUGGGAUGGUGCUGCUCAACUCCCUUCUUAGCACUGUGCCUGUGCGCAGUUCUGUGGACGAGCUCGUUGGCAUUGACUACUCCCUCUUGAAAGAUCCUGUGGCCUCCUCUAGCAACCUGGACAUGGAGUUCCGGGGGGCCUUCUUCCCUUUGGCCGAGAGGAACUGGAGCCUGCCCAACCGGGCAGUGGAGCCCCAGCUGCAGGAGGAGGAGCGGAUGGUGUAUGUGGCUAUCUCGGAGUUCUUCUUCGACUCUGCCAUGGAGAGCUACUUCCGGGCGGGAGCUCUGCAGCUGUCACUGGUGGGGGACAAGGUGCCCCACGAUCUGGACAUGCUGCUGCGGGCCACCUACUUUGGGAGCAUCAUCCUGCUGAGCCCGGCAGUGAUCGACUCCCCGAUGAAGCUGGAGCUGCGGGUCACAGUGCCACCACGCUGCACCAUCAAACCCUCUGGCACCACCAUCUCCAUCACUGCUAGCAUUACCAUCGCCCUGGUCCCGCCCAACCAGCCUGAGGUCCAGCUGUCCAGCAUGACCAUGGAUGCCCGGCUCAGCGCCAAGAUAGCACUCAAGGGGAAGGCGCUGCGCACGCACCUGGACUUGCGCAAGUUCCGAAUCUACUCGAACCAGUCUGCAUUCGAGUCACUGGCACUGAUCCCUUUGCAGGACCCCCUGAAGACCAUGCUGCAGAUUGGGGUGAUGCCGCUGCUCAACAAGCAUACCUUGCGUGGGGUGCAGAUCCCACUGCCCGAGGGCAUCAACUUUGUGCGGGAGGUGGUGACGAACCAUGCGGUGAGUGGGGGAAAGGGGAAGGAGGGCAGAGCUGCCCCUCCCUCUGCAGCUCACCAGUGCUCUUGCCCUCCAGGACUCCUCCCUUCUCAGUUGCCUCCUCCCAUUUUAAUCCUACACCAGCCACCUCCAGUCCUUUGCACAGGCCAUGCCCUCUCCUCGGAACAAUCUUCCCUGAUUCCACCCCUAGCUCCUACUGAUACUUCAGGUCUUAGCUAAGAGGUCUCUUCCUCCAGGAAGGCCUCCGUGACUCCCACAGGCUGUGCUUCUUCAGCCUCUAUUUCAGCACCUUCACAUACUGCUGUGCUGCCCCACUCCCCUACCAGACUGAGACCCCCUCUCUGACUUGCUGCACAGGGCUUCCUCACCAUUGGGGCUGACCUCCAUUUUGCCAAGGGGCUGCACGACGUGAUUGAGAAAUACCACCGGCCCGCCGACGCAAGUGAGCCCCAGGCAUCCAGUGUCCCUCCAACCUC